CUUACCAUAUUGCAGGUCCUCUAUAAGCGGAAGCCGGUGACGAUGCUUCCGGCACCUGCCAAAAUCGACAACAAUACUGAGCUUCGAGUUCUACAACCGAGUACGCUACCCUCAGCCCGAAAAUGUCUUACGGAUCACACCCUAACAGUCACCUCANNGAAAAAGUUCACAGAUGCCGUCAAUGGCAAGUCCAACUUGACCUUCUUCGCCGCUGUCGAUUCAGAGGUAUGCGGACCUGCUAGCAAUAUACAAGACGUUGGACACUCACACAAACACAGNAACAACAGCUCCAGUGACAUUGAUAAGAUCUUUCCUGAUGCUCUUCGUGACCCCAUCUUGAGAAAGGUCCAGUUCUCAGACAUCUCCCGCAUAGAUGAGUUGGUGUCUUUCGUCUUUGAAUUCUUCCCUGGUGAGGAAGUCAGCGUUUCUCUCGACAAUGGUGACCAAUUCGAAGGCGUGAUUCGCGAAAAGGCAAAGUUCCCGCAACUGCUCAACCCUGACGGCUCUAUUCAACGCGCUGCUUUCUCUCGCUACUUUGUCAAGCUCAAUGACGAACGUGGCGAAGAAGCCCUNCUGGACGACAAACACAUCAAGAGAAACCGCAAACUGUUUACCAAGCAAAACCUGAGAUCCUUCUUGAAGAGCUCGAUACAGCGCGACAUGUUCACUGGCGCACCGUGGCUCGUCAAGGAGCAUCUUGCCAGACAAUACAGGCUACCCAUGGAAAUUCCUCCUCAUCUCGCUCAACGCAUGCAAGCAUCACCUCAGCCUGGCAUGCUCCGUCAACCACAAGGCACUUCGAUCUUCAACAAGGUCAAUGGUCGCAAGGGAAAGAACCUCACCAUCGGAGACUUCGAGCAAGAUGGCUCGCUACAGGGAUACACCACUCCGCCACUCAACGGCUCCAAGUUUCCUGGCUAUUCAGCAGCUGCGGUCAAGACAGAGCCCCAGAAGCCUGCUCCUGUGCCCAUCAAAUACCCUAUCGAAGACUUGGACGUUCCUGCGAGGAAGAACGAUCUUGUCCGUCCUGAGUUGAAAUUCAUUGUACCGCAGAGUCCAGUUGAAGGUGAAAUUCGUAUGGAGUAUGUUGGUCCUUUGCUGGAAAUUUGGAACACCCUCAAUGUACACUCGGAGGUACUAAUUCUGGAUGCCUUCACAUUCGACGAUUUCCUGGAAGCAAUCAAGUUCACCUCUGACGAGGUCACAUGCGAGCUGCUUGAAGAAGCACACUGCGCAGUGCUCAAGACCAUUGUUAACGAGGAGGGCACACUUCAAGUCACUCUGCCAGACAUGAUUGAGGACGAGUCUUCUGAUGAAGAGGUAGACGAGAGCGAGCCAGCCACCCCCAUCUUGGAUGCACCUGCACAUGCAACUAGAAGCCGCAUGAGCAACAUCAGCAACAUUGCAGUUGAAGAGUCAAAUGGAAGAUCCAGCAGAACUCCUGCCGAAGGUCGUCACCGCCCGCAUCGUGCCCCCGAACUACUGGCAAGCUAUGGUUGGGUUGAACGUCUUAAGGCUCGCGAUUUUGCUAAUGGAGGCUGGCAAACAAUCAUGGCAGGUUUGCUACAUCAAUUGUCGCUGAACCCUCGUCAAAAGUCAGAAUGCGACAAGGUGUUGUCCAAACUUGUGCCAUUGGACGAAGACCCGAGCCCAGAGAGCGUUCGAAUCAAUUACAUUCGCCUGGAUAUUAACCUUCGCAUUUCAGCAUUGCAACUCAUCACUCUACUUUGUGUUAGCACAAAAACCGUUAGAGGAUAUCUCGAAGAGAUGAGCGACGAACAAACCAAAAUUCGCAAGGAAAAGCUUGAGCAUCAAAAGGCAAAGAAAGAGAGCGUUGCAAAGUUGGGUGACCUCGAGACUCAAAAGAAAAUUUUGCUUCCGGAUAAUCUCCCUGAUUCACCCAAGGAGGAGCAUCCUGAUCCCAUGGAUAUCAGUAUGAGCCAUAUUGACGAGACUGUGGACACAGUAGAUCUGGCUACCUCUGAUGCUGAAGAAGAAGGUGGACGUUCUCUACGACGUGGCAAUGAGCGAAAGCGCAAGCGCGACGAAGAUGCAGCUCGACGCGAAAAGCAGCGCGAGGAGAAGAAGGCAAAGACCAAUCCCAAGCAGUCCAAGGAGUUCACCAAAUUGUUGAAGGAUAUCGACAAGCUGAAGACUGAGAUCUCGAAACGCGAGAAGGAGAUUGCAAUUUGCGAUGAACAACUUCGCGAGGCUAACUGUCAGCGUACCAAAGUACUUGGAAGAGAUCGAUACUGGAAUCGCUACUACUGGUUCGAACGCAAUGGUAUGCCUGUUACUGGACUUACCGAUGGCAGCACCGGUAGUUAUGGUUAUGCGAAUGCGCGUAUCUGGGUUCAAGGACCUGAUGAGAUGGAGCGCUUGGGCUUUAUCGACUUGCCUGAAGAUCUGCAGCGCACCUACAUACAAGAUCACGGACUGUCUGUUCCUGACCGCAAAGCUAAAGAAGAAGGCCCCACGAGUCUGCGAACGGCCAACGAGUGGGGAUACUACGACGAUCCCGAAACUAUUGCCUUGCUACUGAACUGGUUCGAUGAUCGUGGUGUCAGAGAGAAGGCCCUGCGCAAGGAGAUGACUCUCUGGCAAGAACCCAUCACUGGUCAGAUGCGCACUCUCAAGACGCAUCUGGACAGUAUCAACCAGGAGGACGCAGAUGACGAACCUGUCACGCGUGUGUCGACCAGGAAGAAGACUUACGUCGAUAUUGAAGCCUCCAGUCAACGUUGUCUCAGAUGGAGAAACUUGACAGCCAUUGACAAGAAUGGACAUUUGCAUUCCGAACAGCCCAAGCCCAAAGAAAAGAAGGGCAAGAAAGAAGGCAAGGGAGUUGCCAAAGUCAUUGCAAAGGGAAAGCCCACUACCAGACAAGGAACCAAAUACGGGAAGUAG
Molecule: messenger RNA, 2907 nt
Organism: Aureobasidium musti
Lineage: Eukaryota; Fungi; Ascomycota; Dothideomycetes; Dothideales; Saccotheciaceae
Source: the annotation of a GenBank genome assembly